AUGUCUUCAACAGCUGCUCUCCAAGCUCGCCUCAAAGAGCUCACUACAGUUCUGGCUCAGAUACACCCGCUUAUCGAGCGCCUAAGGAAUUUCACAAUGGCUAUUGGUCAAGGUGACCAGGCCCGCCUAGAAUUAGGGCAGGAAAUACAUGGCUCACUGAAAGAGGCGGAAGAGCAGAUGGAGAUUCUGAAGGUUGAGGUUGACGCUCUUGAGACUGGCAAUGAAGGUGGACGGAAAGGUGUGGACAAUGUAAAAGAGCUGGAAAAAGAGCGGAUCAUUGCGUUGGCGGGGAGGCUGGUCGAUGAGAUCAAGAGGACGAGGGUGGAAUUUCGCAAUGCUCAGCUCCAGGCGAAACGAAACGCGGAGACUGCAAAACGCAAGGAGAGAGAGCUACUGUUUUCGAGGUCACAGAGUGCUGAGCGCCGAAGUCAAUCUACCGAGAAGCUGUCGCAUGAUGAUAUUGUCAAGAACGCCUCAAGCGAUGUUACCGCAGCAUUGCGCAGGACGCACCAGCUGAUGCAGGCGGAACUAUCUCGAAGUCAAUUCGCCCACCAAACUCUAGAGCAAUCUACAGCUGCCUUAUCCUCCUUGUCGGAGUCUUACACCGAUCUCGACUCUCUCCUCUCAUCCUCCCGCAACCUCAUCGGUUCUCUCAUCCGAUCUCAAAAGUCCGACACUUGGUUCGCGUUCGCUAUCCUUGGAACAGUCGGAAUCACUAGCACGGCCGUUCAAUCAUAUUCUUCAGCGUCACUCAGCCAAAGCAUGCCUCAGGAAGCACCAACAUUGGGAGAAACAGCCGCCAUGCCUAGUGCUUCCAUCAGCGCUACUUGGGAUCAAGCUCAGGUCUCUGAAGAGCAACCAGAAACUGAUCGCAUGAUUGAUCAGAUUGGCGAUAUGGUAGAAAAGAAUAGCAGAUUGGAGGAAGAAACCAGCAUCGACGACGUGUCGCCAGAAGAGAGGCAACGGCAAGAAGAGAUUCCGCGAAAUCCAAAGAAACGCAUGUACGAAGCUACGGAAGUCGAGCAAAAUCGGAGAGAUGAAUUAUAG
Molecule: messenger RNA, 1047 nt
Organism: Aspergillus thermomutatus
Lineage: Eukaryota; Fungi; Ascomycota; Eurotiomycetes; Eurotiales; Aspergillaceae
Product: putative protein transport membrane glycoprotein Sec20
Exons: 4
Coding region: 1-1047 (348 amino acids)
Biological process (GO): retrograde vesicle-mediated transport, Golgi to endoplasmic reticulum
Cellular component (GO): endoplasmic reticulum; SNARE complex
Molecular function (GO): SNAP receptor activity
Source: RefSeq, a predicted model, not a curated record